Messenger RNA from Panthera uncia (snow leopard), 3408 nucleotides. It is a transcript of the gene PAM, whose product is annotated as peptidylglycine alpha-amidating monooxygenase. The coding region runs from base 62 to 2761 and encodes 899 amino acids. Lineage: Eukaryota; Metazoa; Chordata; Mammalia; Carnivora; Felidae. Gene Ontology annotation, biological process: peptide metabolic process. The record is from RefSeq and is a predicted model, not a curated record. Gene Ontology annotation, cellular component: membrane; extracellular region. The transcript has 23 exons. Gene Ontology annotation, molecular function: copper ion binding; peptidylglycine monooxygenase activity; protein binding.
GCUGCAGAUUAAUUCAGAUUUUGUAUCUUUCUUUCUCUACCAGUCUGAUACGUACUUCUGCAUGUCAAUGCGCUUGCCGGUGGAUGAGGAAGCCUUCGUGAUUGACUUUAAACCUCGUGCCAGCAUGGAUACUGUCCAUCAUAUGUUACUUUUUGGAUGCAAUAUGCCUUCUUCCACCGGAAGUUACUGGUUUUGUGAUGAAGGAACCUGUACAGAUAAAGCCAAUAUUCUAUAUGCCUGGGCAAGAAAUGCUCCCCCUACCAGACUCCCCAAAGGAGUUGGAUUCAGAGUCGGAGGAGAGACUGGAAGUAAAUACUUUGUACUACAAGUACACUAUGGGGAUAUUAGUGCUUUUAGAGAUAAUCACAAAGACUGUUCUGGUGUGUCCUUGCACCUCACCCGCCUGCCACAGCCAUUAAUUGCUGGCAUGUACCUUAUGAUGUCUGUUGACACUGUUAUUCCACCAGGAGAAAAAGUGGUGAAUUCGGAUAUUUCAUGCCAUUACAAAAAGUAUCCAAUGCAUGUCUUUGCCUAUAGAGUUCACACUCACCAUUUAGGUAAGGUUGUGAGUGGGUAUAGAGUAAGAAAUGGACAGUGGACACUGAUUGGACGCCAGAGCCCCCAGCUGCCACAGGCUUUCUAUCCUGUGGAACACCCAGUAGAUGUUAGUUUUGGUGACAUAUUGGCAGCAAGAUGUGUAUUCACUGGCGAAGGAAGGACAGAAGCCACGCACAUUGGUGGCACAUCUAGUGAUGAAAUGUGCAACUUAUACAUUAUGUAUUACAUGGAAGCUAGGCACGCAGUCUCUUUCAUGACCUGCACGCAGAAUGUAGCUCCAGAUAUGUUCAGAACCAUACCACCGGAGGCCAAUAUUCCAAUUCCUGUGCAGUCUGAUAUGGUUAUGAUGCAUGGACAUCACAAAGAAACAGAGAACAAAGAUAAGACUUCCUUACAACAGCAGCCAAAAGGAGAAGAAGAAGUGUUAGAACAGGGUGAUUUCUAUUCACUACUUUCCAAGCUGCUAGGAGAAAGGGAAGAUGUUGUUCAUGUGCAUAAAUAUAAUCCUACAGAAAAGGCAGAAUCAGAGUCAGACCUGGUAGCUGAGAUUGCAAAUGUAGUCCAAAAGAAGGAUCUUGGUCGAUCUGAUGCCAGAGAGAGUGCAGAGCACGAGGAGAGGGGCAAUGCUAUUCUUGUCAGAGACAGAAUUCACAAAUUCCACAGACUAGAGUCUACUUUGAGGCCAGCAGAAAGCAGAGUUUUGUCAUUACAGCAGCCCCUACCUGGUGAAGGCACCUGGGAACCCGAACACACAGGAGAUUUCCAUGUCGAAGAAUCACUGGAUUGGCCUGGAGUAUACCUGUUACCAGGCCAGGUCUCUGGGGUGGCUCUGGACCCUAAGAAUAACCUGGUGAUUUUCCACAGAGGUGACCAUGUCUGGGAUGGAAACUCUUUUGACAGCAUGUUUGUUUACCAGCAAAGAGGACUGGGGCCAAUUGAAGAAGACACUAUUCUUGUCAUAGAUCCAAAUAAUGCUGCAGUACUACAGUCCAGUGGAAAAAAUCUGUUUUAUUUGCCCCAUGGCUUGAGCAUAGAUAAAGACGGAAAUUAUUGGGUCACAGACGUUGCUCUGCAUCAGGUGUUCAAACUGGAUCCAAACAGUAAAGGCGGUCCUCUGUUAAUCCUGGGAAGGAGCAUGCAACCAGGCAGUGACCAGAAUCACUUUUGUCAACCCACUGAUGUGGCUGUGGAUCCAGACACUGGAACCAUCUAUGUCUCAGACGGUUACUGCAACAGUCGGAUUGUGCAAUUUUCACCAACUGGAACGUUCAUCACACAGUGGGGAGAAGAAUCUUCUGGGAGCAAUCCUAAACCAGGCCAGUUCAGGGUUCCUCACAGCUUGGCUCUUGUGCCUCAUUUGGGCCAAUUAUGUGUGGCAGACAGGGAAAAUGGUCGAAUCCAGUGUUUUAAAACUGACACCAAAGAUUUUGUGCGAGAGAUUAAGCAUGCGUCAUUUGGAAGAAACGUAUUUGCGAUUUCAUAUAUACCAGGUUUGCUCUUUGCGGUGAAUGGGAAGCCUUACUUUGGGGACCAAGAACCUGUACAGGGAUUUGUGUUGAACUUUUCCAGUGGGGAAAUUAUGGAUGUCUUCAAGCCAGUGCGCAAGCACUUUGACAUGCCUCACGAUAUUGCUGCGUCAGAAGAUGGGACUGUGUAUGUUGGAGACGCUCACACCAACACUGUGUGGAAGUUCACCCUGACUGAAAAAAUGGAACAUCGAUCAGUAAAAAAGGCUGGCAUUGAGGUCCAGGAAAUCAAAGAAUCCGAGGCAGUUGUUGAAAACAAAAUGGAGAACAAACCGGCCUCCACAGAGUUGCAGAAGAUGCAAGAGAAACAGAAACUGAUCAAAGAGCCGGGCUUUGGAGUGCCCAUUGUUCUCAUUACAACCCUUCUGGUUAUUCCGGUGGUUGUCCUGCUGGCCAUUGCCUUAUUUAUUCGGUGGAAAAAAUCAAAGGCCUUUGGAGCAGAUUCUGAACACAAACUUGAGGCAAGUUCAGGAAGAGUGCUCGGAAGACUCAGAGGAAAGGGAAGUGGAGGCUUAAACCUCGGAAAUUUCUUUGCAAGCCGGAAAGGCUACAGCCGGAAAGGGUUUGACCGUCUUAGCACCGAGGGAAGUGACCUAGAGAAAGAGGAGGAUGAUGGAAGUGAAUCGGAAGAGGAGUAUUCAGCACCUCUGCCUGCGCCCUCACCUUCUUCCUCCUGAAGACGGGCUUUGAUUUAGGUUGAUGAGAUUUUCCAAGAAUGCCCGAUUCCUUUCCCUUUAGCACGUUUAGAGUUUUGCGUAUUUAAUUGUAAACUGUACUAGUCUAUGUGGGACUGUACAUGUUUUAUUUCAUUUGUUUUUAGUUGGCUUCUGUUUCUAGUUGAGGAGUUUCCUAAAAGUUCAUAACAGUGCCAUUGUCUUUAUAUGAACAUAGCCUAGAGGAAUGGUCCUCUUCUUCCAUCACACUACUAAUUUAAUGAUGGAAGCUUUGCUCAUUUACAUUUUUGAGACUUUUCUGUAGAUGUAAAUAACCCCAUUCUCUGCUUGAACACAGUAUUUUCCCAAUAGCACUUCCAUUGCCUAUGUCUGUCUUUGGUGCCUUUCCUGUUCAGCAUUCUCAGCCUGUGGCAGUAAAGAGAAACUUUGUGCUACAUGAGGACAAAGCUGCUAAAUCUCCUAUUUUUUUAAAAUCACUAACAUUAUAUUGCAAUGAGGGAAAGAAAAAAAAGUCUCUAUUUAAAUUCGUUUUUUAAUUUUCUUCAGUUGGUGUGUUUUUGGGAUGUCUUAUUUUUAGAUGGUUACACUGUUAGAACACUAUUUUCAGAAUCUGAAUGUAAUUUGUGUAAUAAAGUGUUUUCAGAGCAUUA